AUGCAUGCACGCGGCAAGCACUUCGUGCCAGCUCUUCUUCUCAGAACAACCAUGUCGACAAACAGGGUGUCUGCCACCAGAGUAAGCGGAGGAUGGGAAGCACCCAGCCGCAUCAAGGUUGACCUUGGAAACCGACUAGCAAACACAGUGGUCGAUUCAUUCGUCAACAUUGGCCUUGUUGGCGCUGCUCACGGUUUGGCUAAGGAAGGGCUUAACCAGGCGGUUGGGUCUGACAACGCCAAGCAGUUCAACUUUGAGAAGACUGCGAAGGACGCUGCACGCCAGGGGCUUGAGUGGGGAGCCAUCUCUGCUGUGUACACCGGGGUGAACUACGGGCUGGAGCAGGCACGCGACGGCAGGCGCGACUGGGUAAACUCCCUGGCUGCUGGAGCCAUCACCGGAGCCCUGUAUGCUGCAAGCACUGAUGAUGGGCGUGGUAACGACAAGGUCGCCCAGAGUGCCCUGACAGGAGCAGCUUUGGCUACUGCUGCGGAGUUCCUGCGCGACUUGUAAACAACUUGUCCAAAUCUUCUCUAAUCUGGCCCUUCAAACGGCCAGGACGUACAAAGUCCGCCCUCAACUUUUGUAAUAUCAGUAAUUCUAGUCUCCGUAGAAUUAGUACAUAGUUGCUAGCUUCGAAGUGGACCUUUGGGACCCUGAGGCAGCGCAUUAAUUCUGAAUGUACUGUAUGUCAAGCACGAAGUCAAGCAUGUAGCUUGUCAUCCUAGAAAACGUGUCGAACAUUGCUGAACAUGAUUCGCCGUAAGUGGUAACUUACCAUUUGCUGCCGCAGUCCAAUAGGAUUGCUUGCCUCGAGUCUCUCGCUCUCUUUUUAUGUCGAUGCAUGUAACUUACCUGAAGCCUGAGCUUUGUUUUACAUUCUGG
This is a messenger RNA of Klebsormidium nitens, 885 nucleotides long. NCBI's taxonomy places the organism in Eukaryota, Viridiplantae, Streptophyta, Klebsormidiophyceae, Klebsormidiales, Klebsormidiaceae. The record is from the annotation of a GenBank genome assembly.